Nannospalax galili (Upper Galilee mountains blind mole rat) is the source of this 969-nucleotide messenger RNA. Its product is annotated as olfactory receptor 8H1-like. The transcript has a single exon. Gene Ontology annotation, biological process: sensory perception of smell; G protein-coupled receptor signaling pathway. Bases 1 to 969 code for a protein of 322 amino acids. Gene Ontology annotation, molecular function: G protein-coupled receptor activity; odorant binding; olfactory receptor activity. NCBI's taxonomy places the organism in Eukaryota, Metazoa, Chordata, Mammalia, Rodentia, Spalacidae. Gene Ontology annotation, cellular component: membrane. The record is from RefSeq and is a predicted model, not a curated record.
AUGAAAAACUGGAAUUAUACAGCUGAGCCUGACUUCAUCCUGAUGGGCCUGACAGAUUCCAAGGAGGUCCAGCUGGUCCUUUCUGUGCUGUUUCUCCUGAUAUACCUGGUUACUGUGCUGGGGAACACAGGGAUGAUUCUCAUCAUUCUUCUAGAUGUCCAGCUUCACACCCCGAUGUAUUUUUUCCUCAGUCAUUUGUCAUUCAUUGAUGUAAGUUAUUCAACUGUCAUCACACCUAAAACCUUAGAGAACAUGCUGACAUCGACCAAGAACAUUUCCUUCAUGGGAUGCUUCACACAGAUGUAUUUUUUUGUCCUUUUGGCUGGUGCUGAGUGUUUCCUUCUCUCUUCAAUGGCCUAUGACCGCUAUGUGGCUAUCUGUAGCCCUCUACACUACCCAGUCAUUAUGUCCACAAGACGCUGCUGUGCCCUCCUCAUUAUGUCUUAUAUGAUGGGAGCUAUUGAUUCCUCUGUCAAUUUGCUUUAUAUGAGCACAUUGAGUUUCUGCGACUCCAAAAGUGUUAUUCGUCACUUUUUUUGUGACACAUCCCCAAUUUUAGCCCUGUCCUGCAGGGACACACAUGACAUUGAAAUCAUGAUACUCAUUUUUGCAGGUUCUACACUGAUGAUGUCCCUUAUUACAAUAUCAGUAUCCUAUGUGUCAGUUCUUCAUACAAUUUUGAAAAUCAAGUCCACUGCAGGAAAGCAAAAAGCCUUCUCCACGUGUGCCUCUCAUCUCCUGGGAGUCACUGUCUUUUAUGGCACUCUAAUCUUUACUUAUUUAAAACCAAGUAAAUCCUACUCCUUAGGAAAGGAUCAAGUGGCUUCUGUGUUCUACACCAUUGUGAUCCCCAUGCUGAACCCACUCAUUUAUAGUCUCAGAAACAAGGAAGUGAAAAGUGCUGUCAGCAGAGUCCUGCAGAAGAGAGGGAUCCAGGAAACUAAGCUAACAGUGAUUAUAAGUGAUUGA